GCGGCUGGCGGAGGCGCGGGGGCGGCGCUCCCGCCGGCAGCCGGGACUUCCUGUGACGGCCCGUGUCGUGGUCGGAUGGGGCCGGCGGGGGGCGGCGGCGGCGGGGUCGGUCCCUGCCCGCGUCCCGCUCCCUGACGGGCUCGGUGGCCGCCGGUGACGCCGCCAGGCAGCGAUGCGGGCCCCGGGCCCUGCCGGCAGCCGGCCCCCGCCGUGAGCCAGCCGGUGGGGCUGCGCACGCCGGCCCCGCGGGGCGCAUGGAGGCUCCCGCCGCCCGCUGCGAGGUGUGAGUCCCCCGAGGACAGCGCGGCGCGGCCCCGCCAGGAGAGCGGCCCCGGGGCCCCUCAGCAGAGCCGGGAGGGGCUCGGCACUGACACCGGCAUCGCCCCCAGCGCCGCCGCCUCUGAGACAUGAAGAAGUUCUUCGACUCGCGCCGGGAGCAGGGCGGCUCCGGGCCCGGGUCGGGCACCAGCGGCGGCGGCGGCGGCAGCAGCGGCCCGGGCAGCGGCUACAUCGGCCGGGUCUUCAGCAUCGGCCGGCACCAGGUCACGGUGGACGAGGUGCUGGCGGAAGGUGGCUUUGCAAUAGUGUUUCUGGUGAGGACGAGCAAUGGGGUGAAGUGUGCCCUGAAGAGGAUGUACGUCAAUAAUGAGUACGACCUGCAGGUCUGCAAGAGGGAGAUCCAGAUCAUGCGGGACCUGUCUGGCCACAAGAACAUCGUGGGCUACAUCGACUCCAGCAUAAACUCCGUGAGCAGCGGGGACGUGUGGGAGGUGCUGAUCCUCAUGGACUUCUGUCGGGGGGGGCAGGUGGUGAACCUGAUGAACCAGCGCCUGCAGACGGGCUUCACCGAGAGCGAGGUCCUGCAGAUCUUCUGCGACACCUGCGAGGCCGUGGCCAGGCUGCACCAGUGCAAAACACCCAUCAUCCACAGGGACCUGAAGGUUGAAAACAUCCUGCUGCACGACCGUGGCCACUACGUGCUGUGUGACUUUGGGAGUGCCACUAACAAAUUCCAGAACCCCCAGACAGAGGGGGUGAACGCCGUCGAGGAGGAGAUCAAAAAGUACACUACGUUAUCCUACAGAGCACCAGAGAUGGUCAACCUGUACAGUGGCAAACUCAUCACCACGAAAGCAGACAUCUGGGCCCUUGGCUGUCUGCUCUACAAGCUGUGCUACUUCACCCUGCCCUUUGGGGAGAGCCAGGUGGCCAUUUGUGAUGGCAACUUCACCAUUCCAGACAACUCGCGGCACUCGCAGGACAUGCACUGCCUCAUCCGGUACAUGCUCGAGCCAGACCCUGAUAAGAGACCUGACAUUUAUCAGGUCUCCUACUUUGCAUUCAAACUGGCAAAGAAGGAGUGCCCAGUCCAGAACGUCCAGAACUCUCCAAUCCCUGCUAAACUCCCAGACCCGGUUAAAGCAAGUGAAGCUGCUGCGAAGAAGAGUCAACCCAAGGCCAGGCUCACAGAUCCCAUCCCCACCACAGAAACGUCCAUCGCCCCCCGGCAGAGACCGAAGGCAGGGCAGACCCAGCCCAACCCCGGGAUCCUGCCCAUCCAGCCCGCCCUGACGCCCAGGAAGAGACCCACGGCCCAGGCAGCCGUGCAGCCCCAAGUUGCAGGCCCGGCUGCCCUGGGCAGUGCCCAGCCUUCGCUCCCUGCCAGCACCCCCCAGCCCAAAGCAGCCCCCCAGCAGCCCCCAGCCCAGCCCCAGGCCAAGGCAGCGCCCGCCCCGGCGCCAGCCCCGCAGGCACAGCCCCAGGUCCCCUCCACACAGCCCCAGGCCACCCCUCAGCAUCAGCAGCAGCUUUUCCUGAAGCAGCAGCUCCUGCAGCAGCAGCAGCAGCAGCAGCAACAAGCUGCCUACUACCAGCAGCAGCAGCAGCAGAUGAUGCAGGCGCAGCAGGUGGGCACACAGCAGGCACCCCAACAGCCGGUUGUUUCCCAGUUCCCAGUGAUGCAGCAAGGAGCACCUGCACAGCAGCAGCUCAUGCAGAACUACUACCAGCAGCAGCAGCAGCAGCAGCAGCUGAUGGCCCAGCAGGCAGCCAUGCAGCAGAAGACAGUGGCAGCAGCUCAGCAGAAACAACAAACCCCAGCACCCACCCAGCCCCAGGCCCAGCCCAGCACGGCACAGCCGGCACAGCCACAGGAGCAGGCUCAGGCCCAGAUGAGGCAGCAGCAGCAGCAGCAGCAGGCUCAGAGCACCCCCCCUGCAGCGGCCCAGGGGCAGAAGUUGGGCUCCCUGACCCCUCCAUCGUCGCCCAAGGCGCAGCGCGCGGGGCAUCGCCGCAUCCUCAGCGACGUCACCCACAGCGCCGUCUUCGGCGUCCCGGCCAGCAAGUCCACCCAGCUCCUGCAGGCAGCGGCUGCCGAGGCCAGUCUCAACAAAUCCAAAUCUGCUUCCACCACGCCCUCGGGCUCCCCACGGACCUCUCAGCAGAACGUCUACAACCCGCCUGACGUGUCCACGUGGAACCCCUUUGAUGAUGAUAACUUCUCCAAGCUCACAGCUGAGGAGCUGCUGAACAAGGACUUUGCAAAGCUGGGUGAUGGGAAAGCUCCAGAAAAGGUGGGCAGUUCCACAGAGAACUUGAUUCCAGGUUUCCAGCCAGCUUCGUCUGCAGCCCAGGCAGAUGCUUUCGGUGGCUCUUCCUUCACCGCUGGGUCAGCUGAAAAAACGAAAGACAUUCUGAGUUUGGAGUCCAGCCCUCCUCUCCUGACUGUGCCUGAUCCUUUCAUUCCUCUCCCGUUAUCCGACACGCCAGAAAAACUGAUUGAGGGACUCAAAUCUCCUGAGCCUGCGCUUCUGCUCCCCGACCUCCUGCCUCUGGCUGACCCCUUCGGUAGCACGUCAGACGCUGUCAAUGGGAAGCCCGAGGUGGCCGUGGAGAGUCUGAUCCCGGGGCUGGAGGCCCCUCUGCCCCAGCGCCUCGUGUCCCAGAGCGAGUCCGUGGCCUCCAACAGAACAG
Messenger RNA from Empidonax traillii (willow flycatcher), 2973 nucleotides. It is a transcript of the gene AAK1, whose product is annotated as AP2 associated kinase 1. Gene Ontology annotation, biological process: protein phosphorylation. NCBI's taxonomy places the organism in Eukaryota, Metazoa, Chordata, Aves, Passeriformes, Tyrannidae. Gene Ontology annotation, molecular function: ATP binding; protein kinase activity. The transcript has 19 exons. The annotation marks the transcript as partial. The record is from RefSeq and is a predicted model, not a curated record.